Messenger RNA from Ramularia collo-cygni, 1494 nucleotides. RefSeq lists its product as uncharacterized. The record is from RefSeq and is a predicted model, not a curated record. Lineage: Eukaryota; Fungi; Ascomycota; Dothideomycetes; Mycosphaerellales; Mycosphaerellaceae. The coding region runs from base 1 to 1494 and encodes 497 amino acids. The transcript has a single exon.
AUGGACGAAACGAAUGAAGUUCUUAUGCAAUAUGGGGGAAGCGGAAAGAAAUCUCGAAAGCCCAUGGUCCAAGAGAUAACCUGGAAUUCCACGCCUUCACCAUCCUCAUCGGAUGCGUCUAUAUUGACGACCACAGGUUCCACGGAACUGGACGCCUUUUAUCUGGAUUCUCACAAUGACAGUUUUCUGGAUUUUGGACGUGCGAUGGAAAUGUACAAUCCUGCUCCACAGCAUUUUUCUUCCCCGGCCAUGGAGAAAUCGAUGAUUUACAGUACUUUUAUGGACAUGUAUCUCCCCCAACGAAUGGGACAACAAGAUGCGCAUUUCAGUUUCCUCCAACAACUGCUCACAACACCAAAUCUCCGACCCGAAGUCUCUGCUAGUUUGGAUGCUUUGAGUAUGGUACAAGUGGGCUCCAUUUACAAAGAUCCCGGACUUUUGAAGUCCGCGGUUAAGAGUUAUAGUCAAGCGCUCUCGGCACUCUCACGGACGAUUGGGAAUGGGAAUGCUUUGUGUGAUGAUUAUGUGCUGGCUACGGUGACGAUGUUGGCGACUUGUGAGUUUUUCGAUGAGAUUUCGAUGAUGGGGACCGGGUGGACGAAACAUAUGGAAGGGUCGCAGCAUUUGUUACGCGCGAGGGGACCGGAUUCUGUGCAGUCGCAAUUGGCUUUGUUGUUGUUUAUGAAUAUGCGGCAUGGUGCGCUCAGUCAUUCGUUGAUUUCGAGAAAGGCCAUUUUCUUGGGGACGCCAGAGUGGAGGGCUGUGGCGUYUCGAGUACCGGUUGUGGAUAAUUCCACGCUAUUCUAUGAUACUGCGCUGCAGGUGCCGAGUGUUUUGGAGAGGUACGACAAUCUGGACCUGCACAGUGAUACUCUGAUACAGGACAUUGAUGCCAUCUUGGUCGAGGCGAAACGACUGGAGGUGGAAAUGAGAGAAUGGUUCGCAAGCUACCAGGCUGCUUUGGAGCAGAGCGGGAAGGUACCAUGGCGGCUCGUGGAUGUGGAACAAUUCUCGACAUUUGCUGGUCUUUGCUCUGAUCGGACGAUAGAUCAAGCGUUCAUGUUCCCCAAUUUCAUGGUCGCCUACUUGGUAGGCGUGUACUGGAACGUGAUGCACUUCAUGCGAGCGACGAUGCAGAAGUUGCAUACAGCCCGGCACAUUGCUGACAAGCAUUGGUACCCGGAGCCUGAAGAAGUAGUGUCCGAGGAGGAGUUGCUGGAAUAUGUCAUGAACCUGUGUAGGUCCAUCCCAUAUUAUUGCGAGCCUUUUAGCUCUUCUACCGGCCAGAUUGGGAUAUUCUUGCCACUGCGUACAGCUGCGGUGUACUUUACGGAGCAUGGCCAUUGGAAAUUCCUCAAGUGGUGCGGUGCUCUAAAGCACAGUGUCUUCACACGUGGAAUGCAUCCUCCUAGCUUGCCAGAACGAUUUCUUGUGGCACCGAAAAUGGACAAACUUGGUGCGCGUAUCAAGUCUGGAUCGCCUGGAGUGGACUGA